Messenger RNA from Rana temporaria (common frog), 1942 nucleotides. RefSeq names its product ER membrane protein complex subunit 9 (gene EMC9). The record is from RefSeq and is a predicted model, not a curated record. The transcript has 6 exons. Gene Ontology annotation, cellular component: EMC complex. Lineage: Eukaryota; Metazoa; Chordata; Amphibia; Anura; Ranidae. Bases 265 to 882 code for a protein of 205 amino acids.
AUGUGACAAGACAUCAGGGAGCUGUGUGCUCUACAUUGCUCCAGCAGCACUAUAGUCUGUGUGCUUAGUGACCGAGCAGCUAUCACAUCCAGAGGUGGGGGAGCACCGCACAUGCUCAGAGAUGGCGAUACAGUGAACGGAGCUCUCUGCCGGAAAUAAGCCAUCCUCCAAUCAAUGCCUCCGGCUCGCAGUCAGCUGAAUGACGCCUCCAAUCAGCGCGCCAAGGGGGUGGAACAAAUAAACCGGUGAAGAAUUGACAGAACAAUGUGUGAGGUUGAACUGAACACACGUGUGUAUGUAAAGAUGGUGCUCCAUGCUGCACACUAUCCACACAGUACAGUGAGCGGGGUUCUUCUAGGACACCACACACCGUCCUGCCUAACUCUUGUUGAUUGUGUCCCCGUCUGUCACCUUCAGCUGCCGCUCUCUCUGAGUCUAGAAGUGGCUUUGGCACAGAUAGACUCAUGGAGUGCUCUUCAAGGACUGGUUAUUGCUGGUUUUUAUCAAGCAAACGCUGGCCUUAGAGACACCAGCAUUAAUUGUGUGUCUCUCAAAGCAGCCUCUCUGAUAUCCGAAUACCAGGAGGAAGCAGUGCUCAUACUGAUGGAAAAUGAGCGCCUGUCAUCCUAUCCUGGGGUCCCUCCUCUCACAGUCUUCCAUCAGAACGCCAACAAACAGUGGGUCCCCAAAGAGAAAAACUUGGUAAUGUGGGGUCACUGGGAGGAAACUCAGCGAAUUACAAGACAACUUCUUCAAGCCAAAGCGUAUCAACAACUGAUUGACUUUGACAAUCACUUGGACGACAUUAGAGCUGACUGGACCAAUCAAGCGCUGAAUGUGGAAAUAGCAAGACUGUCUGCAGCAGCAAAUGGCAGCAUGUAAAAAGAAGAGAUACACUGGGUUCAAUUACUAAAGGUGUAGAAAAUGUUCCCAUUGUAACCUGAAUGUUUACUCAGUUUAGUAAAUAAGGUGAAGCUUUGUACUCUUCCAACUUUUAAACAUGAGCUAGUAAAUUUCCUCUAUUUUUCCCCAUUACCCUUAAAGUGGUUGUAAACCUCAGACAUGAAAAAACAUAGCAUAUCCCUCUAUAAAGUGUACUUGUCUCAAUCCAGAGCACCAAGUGUAAUCUCUGUCUGCUGCCUCGUUCCUCUGCUAUAAGCAUGUGUCACUACGGACAAGUUUUCCUGACACCAAGAGAAAAAUGGUGACAGGAGGGACCUCCAAGUGAUUGACAGCUCUGUUCCUGUGUGAUGUGUGAAACUUCAGCUCUCCGCCCCCUUCUCAUCAAUGCUGAGAGAUCCUGUGUAAAUUCUGCAUUUUAAAUUGUAGGGCAAAGAUGGCUGCAGAUAAACGGGUACAAUUGAUGUAGGAGGAUUUAAUUUAUAUUUGUGUAUAACCUGAGGCCAAUCACUUUACUGGGUAUAUGAGAGGGAUUACAAGCACUUUAAGGUGUGUGUGUGUGUGUGGCUCUCCCUGUUUGUACUAUUGUCAAAGGACCACACUGGAAAACUUUCAUUCAAUCAGUGGCUGUAGCUGCUGAUCAGUGUAUUUUGAGAGUCUCGUUGUCAGAAUAUAAUGGCCCAGCAGGGAGGGUUCCUCCAUCCUCUGCGCUUGCAUGGAUGGGAGAAUCAUGAAAAACAUAAACGAGUAUACCCAGCUUUACACAUAAUUUGUAAUGUUAGUACAAAUUUACCAUCUUUACUAAGCUCAGUGAACAUUUGCUACUCCUUUAGUUCAUCAAUCCAGAGAUGUGGGAAAAUACCUGUAACUGCUGUAUGUAUAUAUUUGUAUGUAUAUAGUAGUCAUCUAUACAGCUUUUGUUUAUGCAGCAUUUGUAAAUUCAGCCAAUAUGAAACCAUAAUGUUUGUGUAAAUUCAGAAAUGUGUCUUAUUGGAGCACUACCAGAUGCCACUAUGACAAAAUAUAUUUAUUUCAUAAUCAA